CAACCCCAAAACCAUUUCUCCCUAUCCCCCUGCCGCCUUCGUAUACACUAAAAGGAGGGGAAACGACGCCGUCUGGUGUGUGUGUGGCGAAAGGGAAGGCCCGCUUGACAAAAAAAAAAACCAACAUGGCGCUGGCUGUGUACAAUCCACUAGGCUGCGUCCCUCUACGCUCCGUUUAAAACGAUCGUUCCCGGCUAACGUUUACGUAAAACAAGUCCCUUUUAAUUUCGUGUCUUGUUCAACAUCAACGCUGUUCGUUGGUGAAAACAUUUGAUCCUCGUUUUGCGUUCUUUUGUAGAACACUUCGUGUUUUUCAACACCACCAAACAACAGUGUGUGGCUACAGGCCUCAAGAUCCAUCCGGUGUUGUACUAACUAGUCUCGUAUCUCUUCAAUUUCUUUAUCCUGACUGAUGCCCAAUUCAAGAAGUGUUACGCCGUUGGUGAAAAUUUUGAAUUAAAAAAAAAACAACGAGAAGGUGUCGUGAAGUCGUGUCGUGGUUGUUUGUGUGUUGCGCCUGUGUGUGGUGUUUGCACGCGGACAUGAGCCGAGAGAAACGUUCGUCUCGUGAUAGUUGCUCAUCAACACGCCGAGUUACGGUUCGGUGGGGGUUGAAAUUGUGACAAAUUUCGUCAUCAGCCCAACAACCGAUUAACCUGACGCCAAUGAUCCGCUCCUGCCUCCUUUCUGUCUUUUGAACGUGUCGGACCAAUUACACAUUUUGAAUGCACACAACGACGUAGACUUGAAAAAAAAGCAGCAGAAGGUGGAACAGAAAGAAAACGGUUGUUGGUGUGGAUUUUUUUUUUUUUUUUUUUUUUUUUUGACUUGUUGUUUGACGACGCAGUUAUUUUUACACCGUCAAGUUGGGCAGCAAAAAGAAGAAAAUGUAUCCGGCACCAGCGCGGCAUCCCUCGGCGCAGGGUCCGCCGCCACCGCCGGGUCAGCUGAAAUUCACCGUGGCCGACACGUGUGAUCGCAUCAAAGAGGAAUUCAAUUUCCUCCAAGCUCAGUAUCACAGCCUGAAAUUGGAGUGCGAGAAACUUGCUUCGGAAAAGACAGAAAUGCAACGUCAUUACGUCAUGUACUACGAAAUGUCCUACGGCCUCAACGUCGAGAUGCACAAACAGACGGAGAUUGCCAAGCGGCUCAACGCCAUCAUAGCCCAAGUUUUGCCCUUUCUUUCAGCCGAGCAUCAACAGCAAGUGGCCACAGCGGUUGAACGCGCCAAACAAGUCACAAUGACCGAACUCAACGCUAUAAUCGGGCAACAGCAGCAGGCCGGCCUGCAGCAGCUGCUGCAACAGAUGCACGCACAGCAACUUCCUCAUGGAGCUGGAUUGCCACUGGGAGCUGGACAUCCAGGAUUAGCUGGAUUGCCUGGAUUGCCACCGGGAGUGGCGGGAGGAUUGUUGACGUUUGGGGCGUUAGCCGGUGGUGGAGGCGGUGGACCACCUGGCGGCCUACCUCCCGGAGCGGGCGGAGCUAAUGCUGCUGGACUUGGAGCUCUCGGCGGAUUGCACCCACUCCUGAAAGCCGCUGAAAUGGGCGGAGCGGGAGGUCUGGGUGGCGUACCGGGUACACCAACCGGUCCGCCAUCCACGUCGGCUCCAUCGUCCGGCAGCCGUGGCGAUCGGGAACACAGAGAGCGCGAUCGAGAACGUGAACGAAUGGAACGCGAUCGUGAUCGUGAGAGAGAGCGAGAACGUGAUCGUGAACGCGAGAGGGAAAGAGAAAGAGAUCGCGAAAGAGACCACCGUGAGGAGCAUGUGAAAGUGAGCGGCAGUUCGAUGAGCAGCGAGGACAGACAUCGCGAUCGGGUGGCCGCCUCGCCGUCCUCAUCCGCCGCCGCCGAAAGGCUGGACAAACACAUGCGAACUCGCUCACCUGGCGGAUUCAUCAGCGAUCUCGAGUCGAAACGGCGCAAGGAAGAACGGGCAGCCGACAGCGACGGGGAGAAGAGCGAUCCCGAUUUGGUGGUGGACGUCGCCAAUGAGGAUCCCAAUUCACCUGUGGCCAACGGCGAGCACAGAGGUGGCGGAGACCUCCGAGAGAAUGGAGAGCGAGGAGGCCACGGCCUGGUCGGAAUGGGACUUGUCGGAAGCGCCAAAUUGGAGAGAGCCGAACGUCCACCGUCACAUUCAGGAUCUUCGUCCGCUCGCUCGACGCCCUCACUCAAAACUAAAGAGCAAAUGGAGAAGCCGACGACGCCAACGUCGAAAGGAGGAACGCCGACAUCGACUUCUACUCCGGCGCUUCCGCCAGGUGCCGUUGCUAACCCAUUGAUGGGUUCGCUACAACGGCCAGGAGCUGGUGGCCCUACUCUUCCUGGUCCCUAUGGUCCCUAUCCACCCGGAAUGGGUCUACCGGGGCAACCGAUCCCGAGGUUGCCGGAACCGGGUUCUGUCGGCUUUAUGCCUGUCCAUAAUAGCUUAGCCGGAUAUCCUCGCCCUCCGGGUUACGAUGCUCAUUCUCAGUCGAGAGGUGCUGCGCUGAACUCUAACGGCCUCGGCUCGCUACCAGGCGGCAAACCGGCUUACUCGUUCCAUGUCGGUGGAGAUGGAGUCGUCCAACCAGUCCCGUUCCCCCCUGAUGCUCUAGUCGGGCCGGGUAUUCCCCGGGCUGCUCGACCGCUGAGUACACUUCCUCACGGAGAAGUAGUGUGUGCAGUGACCAUCUCUUCUCCCACGAAAUAUGUUUACACCGGCGGUAAAGGAUGCGUCAAAGUCUGGGACAUUAGCCAGUUUUUUGGCAGUGGAGGCAGCAGCAAUAGCAGCAGCAGUAAAAAUCCCAUCCCUGUUUCGCAGCUGGACUGCUUGCAGAGAGACAAUUACAUUCGCAGUGUCAAACUGUUGCCCGAUGGUCGGACACUGAUUGUGGGCGGAGAAGCCAGUACACUCUCGAUUUGGGAUUUGGCCGCCCCAACUCCUCGCAUCAAGGCCGAAUUGACCUCUUCGGCGCCGGCCUGCUACGCUUUGGCCAUCAGUCCCGAUAGCAAGGUUUGCUUCAGUUGCUGUUCCGACGGAAACAUCGCCGUUUGGGAUUUGCACAAUCAGACGUUGGUGCGACAGUUCCAGGGACACACGGACGGCGCCUCUUGUAUCGACAUGAGCGCCGACGGUACUCGGCUGUGGACGGGUGGACUCGACCACACGGUGCGAUCGUGGGAUCUGCGUGAGGGCCGGCAGUUGGCCCAGCACGACUUUGCCUCGCAAAUAUUUUCGUUGGGUUAUUGUCCAGCUGGAGAUUGGCUUGCCGUUGGAUUGGAGAGUUCAACUGUCGAGGUGCUGCACACGUUAAAGCCGGACAAGUACCAACUUCACUUGCACGAAUCGUGUGUCCUUUCGCUGAAAUUUGCCGCUACUGGCAAGUGGUUUGUGUCGACUGGCAAAGAUAAUCUUCUUAAUGCUUGGCGGACCCCCUAUGGCGCGUCCAUCUUCCAGUCGAAGGAGUCGUCGUCAGUGUUGAGUUGUGACAUUUCUUCAGAUGACAAGUACAUCGUGACGGGUUCUGGCGACAAAAAGGCCACCGUCUACGAAGUCAUCUACUAGAAUCUGACCAAGCGUAUUUCGAAGAGAACAAUGACAAGCUGAAGAGAAGAAAGAUAGAAAAAGAUAAGCCAUUAUUUUUCUUUUUAAGUUAUCAACAAUUUUCAGUGAGAAGAAAUUUCAACCCUCCGUCAUACAUAUAUAUACGUAUAUAUAUAUACAGUACUUUCUGUGUCGAUUUGACUAAUAUUGAGUGUGAGAGGCCGCCAGGUGGAAACAAGUGGAACCCACCGGAAAUCUUUACCUUUAUACGUGUAUUCGUCGCAGUGAAAACGACCCCCAACUCCUCUUUUUUUUUUGUCAUUUCGUUAUCUUGUUAUUGUCCCCUCUUGAACGACGAACUAGGCCACUUGAAAAUACGUUGGCCAAAUCAAAGUGCUGGAAAUCGGCAAUCCAUGCUCUCCACCCUAAUAAUACAAAAAGAAAAUUGCAGUUCCUUGAACUUCCUACCCGAUAAAAGGAGAUUUCAACAAAAGAAAAGCCUCUAGCAGCUGAACAAGAGUGAAGGAAAAGGUUUACUUCGGAAAGAAAAAAAAAGAUGAAACUUUUCCAGUGUACCUCAUCAAAGACUCCCCCCUUCCCUGAUUUUUUAAAAUCCCUUUUAUCCUUCAAACAUUUCUAAACCCUUUCAUCUUUUUUUUUCCCCUCUCCUUGUGUCUUGUCUUGAUCCCGUCAGUGUGUGCAGCUGUGUAAUGGAGUAUCAGUGCGAAUCGAAGAUGGAUUCACUCUCUAUAUCUUGUGCGCGUGUGUGUGUGUGUCACUUGCGUUUGUUUUUUUUGGGCUGAUUUCAGUUAGGAUUCUCGUUAAACAAUACCCAUAUUUCUUUUUUUUUUGGUUUUCGUUUGGUUUAAUCCCAUUUUCAUUGUAAACGAAUCUUUUCAAUUAUUUGUUCAUUCUUUUGUUUUCUUUCAUUUCAAGAGAUGUGGAGACACUUAAUCCUACCUUUAAAACAAAGUUUAAUGUGUCGAUGAAUUCGUCUCGUUUGAUUUGAAUUUUUCUGUGGUUCUUUUCUUCACUCUCCAUUCAGAUUUGUUUUAACCAUAUGUGCAUUCAUGUGGUGAGUGUCUAUUAAAAAAAAUUCAACAUAAACACACAAAAAAAAUCCUUUACCCAAAUCUUUUCUGGUGUUUCCAUCCCAUUUUUUCCACAAUGUCCUAUACCCACCAACAUUCAUUUUUUUUUUUUAUUGCUGUGCGUUUUUGGAUUCAAUUUUAUUAUAAUUAUAUUAUUUUGGUUCACGUGAUGGCAGUAAAAGAAAAAAAAGAAACGACAAAUAAAAGAAAACCAAAUGUUGCGUAAA
Daphnia carinata is the source of this 4848-nucleotide messenger RNA. RefSeq names its product transducin-like enhancer protein 4. The transcript has 11 exons. Gene Ontology annotation, cellular component: nucleus; transcription regulator complex. The coding region runs from base 888 to 3551 and encodes 887 amino acids. Gene Ontology annotation, molecular function: transcription corepressor activity; protein binding. The record is from RefSeq and is a predicted model, not a curated record. NCBI's taxonomy places the organism in Eukaryota, Metazoa, Arthropoda, Branchiopoda, Diplostraca, Daphniidae. Gene Ontology annotation, biological process: negative regulation of canonical Wnt signaling pathway; regulation of DNA-templated transcription.